Messenger RNA from Paramecium octaurelia, 846 nucleotides. The record is from the annotation of a GenBank genome assembly. NCBI's taxonomy places the organism in Eukaryota, Ciliophora, Oligohymenophorea, Peniculida, Parameciidae.
AUGAGAUAAAUAGUGGGAGAAUUAAAAGGCCAUACAAAACCAAUUUUAUUCUAUUAAUAGGAUAAAAAUAACAUAAAUUUAUUAAUAAGUACCGCUUUAGAUGAAAAAAUAUUGAUUUGGGAUUUGAGUAAGAAUUCAUUAGUUUAUCAAAAAUAAUGCGAAAAUGGUUUGGCAUCAGCUAUUGCUAUAAGUUAUCCUCUUUAUGCACUAUCUUAUUAAAAGGAUGGUAAAACAAGAAUAGAAAAUGCAAAAGAAUAAUAAAAUUCAAUAAUAUUAACAAGAAACUUGAGGGAAGUAUUUUUUUUGGAAUUUCAUAAAGAUAAUUUUAUUCUUAUUGGAAGUCAUGAUUUAAAUAUUAGCAUUUGGGACUAUAAAAAGUAAAUUAUUGUUAAGGCAAUUAAAGUUGAACCAAUUUAAGAAUUAAUUCUAAAUAAUUAUUCACCGGAAUAGUUGGUUCACAUAUCAUAUGCUGGAAUAAUUAAAUUCAUCAAUUUUGUAAGAAAUAAAGUAGAAGGUACAUUUAUGGUACCAGGAGCAUAUGAAAUUCAAUUAUCAAAGAACAAAUUUUUCUAAGUUGUCACUUCCAGACCUCCAGAUAAAUUUGUACUAUUGAAUAAUAAAAAUAAAAUAUUAAGAAUAUUAAGAUUCCCUUCGUCAAACCUAAUUUAUUCAAAAACUAAUAAUGAUAUAUAUUUUAAAAAGUUAAAUUUGCUUUAAAAACUUAAUAUCAUAACUUGGGAAGAAACAACUCUUUUUAAUUUAUUGCCUGAUGAAAGAUUUGACAUAUUAAGAUAAGGAGAUAUGUUAAUAACUAAUCAUGAGAAAUUAAUUAGAAUUAAAGUAUGA